AUGGGCCAGCCCGCCGUCCAAGCUCAGUACCAAGCGGCCCAGGCCUGGGGCGGAUCCACCAGGAGGCCCAGGCCCGAGGAGGGCCUUAUGGAGGCGCGGCGGCGGUGGGCGCCCUCCUCCCUCCCGGGCUUCGGGCCGUACUUCGACGACCUCCGGACGCACUGGACGCCCGCGGCGCGCUCGCGCUUCCCGCUCUUCUGGCCGCGGGAGCUGCGGCGGGAGCUGCAGGGGACGCUGGCGCUGGACGUCUUCACAGUCGGGGAGCAGGGCGUGGCCCGGGAGUACGAGCUCCUCGGCCGGCUCUGCCCGGAGAUGGUGGCCAGGCGCUCCCUGGAGGAGUACCGGAGUGCCUGGUGCUUGGUGAAUUCCAGGGUGUUGACCUACCCUGGCGACCCAGAGGCCCCCCCGGGACCAGGCGGUGGCCGCGAGGCGCAGAGCGCGCUGAUGCCGUUGUUCGACAUGGUGAACCACGCGCUGCCCGUCCCCCCCCGCCGGCUCAAUACCACCAGCCAGGUGCAGGAGCACCACCGCCAAACGGUCGGCCGCUACGGCGUGCGCGACGCCAGCAUCCCGGGACAGAUCUCUUCUGGGGUGCGCUUUGACCAGAAUUUCGAAGCGACUUGA
Molecule: messenger RNA, 624 nt
Organism: Prorocentrum cordatum
Lineage: Eukaryota; Dinophyceae; Prorocentrales; Prorocentraceae
Source: the annotation of a GenBank genome assembly